Molecule: messenger RNA, 951 nt
Organism: Ipomoea triloba (trilobed morning glory)
Lineage: Eukaryota; Viridiplantae; Streptophyta; Magnoliopsida; Solanales; Convolvulaceae
Exons: 2
Coding region: 1-951 (316 amino acids)
Source: RefSeq, a predicted model, not a curated record
AUGAAUAGUGCGUCGAAGUCUGGAAGCUAUAGCACCGGUGCUGACGUGACGACGGUUUUAAGCUUAACAAAAGCAUUGUCUGCAGCAGCGAUCCAAUUAAAGGAAGCAUUUUUGACCACUCUGGAUGGAACCGCCCAAGAUUGGUUCAACACGAUUCCGGACGGUUCGAUCCAAAACUUUGCUGAGUUGUCCAAACAUUUCUUGACUUAUUUCUUUGGGCAUAUACAACAUAAGAAACCAUUUUCACAUCUCUAUGGAGUAAAACAGGACAUCGGCGAAAGCUUAAGACAUUUCUUAAGCAAAUGGAAGACGGAAGUCAACAAUGUGUGCGACUUCGAUUCUAAGGCGACAAUCCUCAUGUUCAUCCAGGCAUUGAGGUCAUGCAAUUUUCAUAGACAGCUGAACACUCACCAUCUACGCUCCUAUGAGGAGCUAAUGAGGAUAGCAAACCGCUAUGCUGAGGCCGAGGAGGCUGAUAGAAAGAAGAAAGAUGAGGAAGAGGGCAGGAGGAGUGGACGACCUGACAAAGUUAGUCCGACCAACCACGCACCACACCCAAACCAGUUAUCCACAACGAAGGAGAAAGUUCAAGAAAGGCCUCGGCUCGCCCCACCGCAACACUUAACACCUCUUACUCACCCGGUUAGCGUGAUUCUAAGUCACGCCGAGGAGAUGGGAAUGGUGCAUUUUCCCUCAGAGUGUAUGGCAGUUUCUACGUGCGAGGACCAAACCAAGUACUGUCGGUUCCACCAACGAGUUGGACAUGAUACUGAUGAGUGCCAUGCUUUAAAAGGACAAGUAGAGGAACUGGUGCAGAGCGGAUACUUCACUCAAUUCGUUAAGUACCCAGGACAGUACCAGCAUCAACAAGGCCUACCCGGCAAUGUGUGGCGAAAGGAAGAAGAUCCUAAGCCUUUAGCCUCCAACACCAAGAAGAGAAGGUGCAACUAG